GGCAGUUUACCUACAGAAACAUCCUGGAUCGGUCUUGCAGCUACCACAAGACCAAUUGACCAAGAUGCCGCAAAUCAAGAAGAAAGGCCAGGCCGGCCAGGCCAAGAACUUCAUCACACGGACUCAGGCGGUCAGGAAGCUUCAGAUCAGCCUUCCCGACUUCCGGAAGCUCUGCAUCUGGAAGGGCAUCUACCCAAGAGAACCGAAGGACAAGCGGAAGAUCAUCAAGGCUGCCAACGCUUCAACAACCUUCUACUACACCAAGGACAUACAAUUUCUGCUGCAUGAGCCGCUCUUGCAGAAGUUCCGCGAGCAGAAGGUUCUCGAGAAGAAGAUCUCAAAGGCGCUGGGACGAGGCGAUAUCUCGGAUGCCAAGCGGUUCGAGCGCAAUGCUGUGCGGCCCGAGAAGACGGGCAAGCCUAGAUAUACCCUCGACCACGUCAUCAGAGAGCGGUAUCCCACUUUCAUUGACGCCCUGAGAGACCUGGACGACUGCUUGUCCAUGCUCUUCCUCUUCGCCAACCUCCCAUCCACCUCAACCGUCCCAGCCAAGAUGAUUGCCCGGUGCGAGCGGCUGUGCCUCGAGUUCCAGCACUAUCUCAUCGUGUCCCACAGUCUGCAGAAGUCGUUCUUGUCGAUCAAGGGCAUCUACUACCAAGCCAACAUUCAGGGAGAGGACAUCCUGUGGGUCGUGCCCUACAGGUUCAACCAACGCGUUCUGGGGGAUAUCGACUUCCGGAUCAUGGGCACGUUUAUCGAGUUCUACAUGACGCUGCUCGGGUUUAUCAACUUCAGAUUAUACACCUCGAUCGGCUUGAAGUACCCCCCUAAGUUUGACCAGACCAAGGAUGAACAAGCCGGUGAACUCGGAGCCUUCACCUUGGAAGGGGUAAACCUGGUUUCAGAAGAGGACCAGACGAAGCUCUUGACAAACGGCACUGCGGAGCAUGGGCCCGAUCCCAAGGUGCAAGCAGAAGUCGACAAGCUCGUUCGGCAGUUAAAGGAUGGCGAGUCGAAUGGUGAAGUGGAUGUCGUCGCCAACGACGGAGCAGCGGAAGACGGAGCUGAGGACGAAGAGAAGACAACCGAUGCUCUCGACAAGUUUGAGCCUGCUGCUCCCGGCGGCGACGUGCUCCCUCAGCCAUCGUACAGCAGCAAUGACCCCGGGUCUCUCUUCUCGAAGUGCACCUUCUUCCUUUCCCGGGAGACCCCGCGCCAACCCGUCGAGUUCAUACUGAGAGCGUUUGGCUGCAAGAGGAUAGGCUGGGAUGCUGUUCUGGGCGAGGGUGCCUUUACCAAUAACGAGCUCGACCCUACCAUCACUCAUCAGAUCGUGGACCGACCAGUGGUGCAAGCUGCCAUGGGCGAAGGUGGCGAUGGCGAGGAUAACCAGACUUCGCAGAAGCUUGGACCGAAUCAACGAGUCCCUGGGAGGAUAUACGUCCAACCCCAGUGGGUUUGGGACAGCGUCAACGAUGAGGAGCUGAAGCGGCCCGACCAAUAUGCGCCCGGAGCCCAGCUCCCUCCCCAUCUCAGUCCGUUUGUUCAGAACCUCCGAGGACAGUACGACCCGACAGUGCCCCUUGAAGAGCAGCAAACGGAGGCGGAGGCUCUCGAAGCCGACGUGUCCGAUGCCGAAGAAGACGAGGAGCUCGAGGAUGGCGACGACAGCCUCGCCGUCAAGGCUGCUGCCGAAGGAAUGGAUAUCGCCGGUUCCGAGGAGGACGAGAGCGAAGGGGAAGACGACAACGGUUCGUUCGACGGCUUCUCCGAAGGGGAGGAAGUGGAGGAGGACGAAGAGGAAGAGGUCUCGGCGGCUCUGCAACGGCAGCUGGAGCUAGAGGCGGAGCUGACGGGGAACACGGUCAAGUCCAAGCAGGAGGACGCCAAGACGAAGGCGAAGGCGGAGGCCCGGAAGGCUCUGCAGAAGAAGGCCAAGGACGAGGCCGAGGAGCUGGACCGGGCCAAGGGCAUGCUGAGCAAGAAGAAGAGGAAGCUCUUCGAGCAGAUGAUCUACAGCAACAGCAAGAAGAGUGCCGAGGACCUGAAACUUCGCGAGAAACGGAGGAAGAUAGAAAAGGAGUUGGCAAAGGGCAAGACACAGUAGAUCAACGCGGGCAGGUUUGUUUUUGUUCUUGUUUUUCUUUCUUUUUUUCAACAGAGGUGACGGAGUGCGAUACCAAAUCAAGCUGGUUUUCA
This is a messenger RNA of Phialemonium atrogriseum, 2199 nucleotides long. Its product is annotated as Pescadillo N-terminus-domain-containing protein. Bases 65 to 2107 code for a protein of 680 amino acids. Gene Ontology annotation, molecular function: RNA binding. The transcript has a single exon. Gene Ontology annotation, cellular component: nucleolus; PeBoW complex. Gene Ontology annotation, biological process: maturation of LSU-rRNA from tricistronic rRNA transcript (SSU-rRNA, 5.8S rRNA, LSU-rRNA); ribosome biogenesis. Lineage: Eukaryota; Fungi; Ascomycota; Sordariomycetes; Cephalothecales; Cephalothecaceae. The record is from RefSeq and is a predicted model, not a curated record.